Hippocampus comes (tiger tail seahorse) is the source of this 2334-nucleotide messenger RNA. RefSeq names its product homeobox-containing protein 1-like. The transcript is spliced from 9 exons. NCBI's taxonomy places the organism in Eukaryota, Metazoa, Chordata, Actinopteri, Syngnathiformes, Syngnathidae. Gene Ontology annotation, molecular function: double-stranded telomeric DNA binding. Gene Ontology annotation, biological process: positive regulation of DNA-templated transcription. The record is from RefSeq and is a predicted model, not a curated record. Bases 222 to 1481 code for a protein of 419 amino acids. Gene Ontology annotation, cellular component: nucleus.
UCCCAUCGUGCCUUGCGGCGCAGUGUCAAACAUGGCACCCGUCUCGCGGACAAAAGGCGAAUCCGUCUGACGGUGGGCUGAAGCCCAAAUACAACCCAGAGAAAACGUUUUUUUCGGGGAAAAUUAACAUCAUACGAGUGCCCAGGCUCCAUUGAGGCAAUCUAUAAGACCGCAUGUUACAACUAUAAUCUAUGGAGGACUGUCUACUGGAAUAAGCAAGGAUGUUCCAGCAUUGUGAAGAGCCUCGCUUCACCAUCGAACAGAUCGACCUCCUACAGAGGCUCAGGAGGACAGGCAUCGGCCAGGCUGAUCUCCUCCAUGCCUUGGACACUUUGGAGCACCUGGAUCGUCCCCACAGGCACACCUCAAACCACCAAACCUCUUCCUACGCCCCGCCUUCGUCUUCCACUGUGGCCACUCAGACAGUCUUCUCCGAAAGCCGCCUAUCGCCGACUAGCUUUGAUGUCACUUUGCCUGUCGCCAUGGCAACGGUAGCACAGACCAACGGGAAGGUGUCGCCACUGACCAGAUUUCCUCUGGUGGGCGGUGGGGUGGUGGGCUUCGGGUUUGAGGCGGGCGAUGACGACGUAGAUGUGGAUGAGAAAGUGGAAGACUUGAUGAGGAGAGACAGCGGCGUCAUGAAGGAGGAGAUCAAGUGCUUCCUGGCCAGCAGGCGCAUCUCCCAGGCCGUGGUCGCACAGGUGACGGGAAUUAGUCAGAGCCGCAUUUCCCACUGGUUGCUGCAGCAAGGAUCCGACCUCAGCGAGCAGAAGAAACGAGCCUUCUUCAGAUGGUAUCAGCUGGAGAAGAGCAGCCCUGGUGCCACACUGGCCAUGCAUAACUCCCCACUGACUCUGGAGGACGUGGUGAUGGACUGGCAGCAGGCCCCGCCCACAUUCACGCCUGCCCCGGGGGGCUUUCGCCUGCGCCGGGGGAACAGAUUUACUUGGAGGAAAGAGUGUUUGGCCGUCAUGGAGAGCUACUUCAGUGACAAUCAAUAUCCUGACGAGGCGAGGAGGGAGGAGAUCUCCAUGGCCUGCAACGCCGUCAUUCAAAAACCAGGGAAAAAGCUUCUGGACUUUGAGAAGGUGACGUCUCUGAAGGUGUACAACUGGUUCGCCAACCGCCGCAAGGACAUCAAGAGGCGCGCCAACAUUGAAGCUGCCAUCUUGGAGAACCACAGCAUCGAUGUCCAGAGUCCUGGAGGUCAGUCCAAUGGCGAUGAGGCGGACGCCAACGACGAGCAGGUUCCCACGUUGCUGCCCAGCUGGAUGGCCGCCCUAAGCCGAGGGGGUGCGUCAGGGCCGCGGGGCUGCUCCCUGAACGGUCGCGCGCAGGCGUCGGGGCGUCGGCCGUCGUGGUCGCCGUCUUCGUCCCUCCAGGAUGAGCAGAGUAUGGAGAAGGGGGCUGCGGAUGGAGCGGGCGGGGCGGCCUCCGCCUUGGCCGAUCACAUCAAGACAGAGGUGGUGGAAGACGACUGAAAGGAGGUGACGUCAUCGUGUUUGUAUGCAAAUAUUUGAGCAAAACCCGGAUUACCUCCCACCACUUUCUGUCAGCCAACGUUAUGAUGAGAGUUCAUGAUGACUGAUGAGACGCUUGUCACACUGUGAUUUCAACGGUGUAGCCUCAAAAAUUCAUAUACACAAGCGUUUUGGGUUUUUUGGGGGCUAAUAUGGCAUUUUAGUGCAGAAUAAUUCCAUGCCAUAGAUGGCAAAACCAAACCAAACAAAAAAAAAAUAAAAAACAGAUUGUGUCAUGUGACCUGAAAAAUUGACGAUCAAAAUAACAAAAAUUAUGGAUGUCAAGAUAUACAAAUUGAAAAAAAAACAUGCUGUUAUGCAUGCUGUUCAAUUGCACAACAUAAGCAUCACUCCAGCAUUAUAAUUGUUCAUAAAUUAUUAGGAGGGAUCAUAAAGCUUCAAAUUUGCUUAAAACCUAUUGUAUUUUUUUACACCACGAGAGGGCACUGUUUGUUUAAAUUAAGUGGUUUUAAACAAAUGACAAGUGAACUUUGGGGCCAAUGUUGAAGACAGAGUGCCAUAAAGAGGAGUAAAAAAAAAAUACAAUAACUGGUUCAAGAAGCAAAUUUGAAGCGUCAUUUUCCCAUCACUACAAAUGAUGGCUUCAAAAUGUGUUUUUCAUCAAAUAAAAUGGCGGCGAGUGACGCUUUCCAAGAGCAAGAGCGGUUGAAAUGAUAAGCUAUGUCAAAUGUUGAUUAAUGUUCUGAUCAAUUCCAGUAAGUGUGUUUAGACGAGGGGCGUCACGAUAACCAAUGUGAAUUGGGGAGGCAGUUAUGAUUCAAAAGUUGUGAGUGCAAAGAAAGAAAACAGUUUU